GUCCCGUGACGGCUCACAAUUUUUUUUAUUUGUGGAGCCAAUUUGUAAUUCUGUGGUACUCUGUGUUUGCAAUUGUAAUUUUUUGAUUCUUCCGCCUUCAGCUUGAACUUGAGAGACGAAUGAAAGAAAAUAUAAGUUCAGUAAUUAAAAGAAUGAGUUAUUUUAGAAAAUAUAUUGAUAUCGGUGCAAACCUCACGGAUGAAAUGUACCAAGGAGUUUACCAUGGUUCGAAGAAGCAUGAACCUGACUUACAUGAGGUUUUAAAGCGAAGCUGGGCUGGAGGGUUAGAAAAGAUGAUUAUAACUGGCGGCAGUCUGACAGACAGCAGGCAGGCUGUUGAACUCGCAAGUACUAACUCUCAAUUAUUUUCUACCGUAGGAUGCCAUCCAACAAGGUGCAAUGAUUUUGUGGAGAACCCCAACUUGUAUCUUAGGGGCUUGAGAGAUUUGAUUGAGGAAAAUAGAAGCAAAGUGGUGGCUAUUGGAGAGUGCGGAUUAGAUUAUGAAAGAUUACAUUUUUGUGAAAAAGACGUUCAGCUGAAGUACUUUGAAUACCAACUGCAGUUAAGUAGUGAAUACAAUCUUCCCCUAUUCCUACACUGCAGGGCAGCUGCUGAUGAUUUGAUUGAGAUAUUGGGGAGAAACAAGGAAUGCGUUGUAGGUGGUGUGGUUCAUUCCUUCGACGGUACCCAGAAGGCGAUGGAAGACAUCAUAAAACUUGGCAUGCAUAUAGGUAUUAAUGGAUGUUCACUUAGAACGAAGGAGAAUCUAGAAGUAGCAUCAAAGAUACCACAAGACAGACUCAUGAUAGAGACAGAUAGUCCGUGGUGCGAAGUGAAACCGACUCACCCGGGGUACUUGCACGUUGUCACUAAAUUCCCUACAGUGAAAAAAGAAAAAUACUCUGUGGACUCUGAUAGUCAAGUUAAAGGGCGGAAUGAACCUGUUAAUAUUGUUCAAGUUUUGGAGAUACUAGCGGCGAUCAGAAAAGAAAAUAUUGACGUACUAGCCGAAGCCAUUUACAAUAACACAAACAAAUUGUUCUUUAAAUAAAAUAAUUGUAAAUAAAA
Molecule: messenger RNA, 1069 nt
Organism: Pararge aegeria (speckled wood butterfly)
Lineage: Eukaryota; Metazoa; Arthropoda; Insecta; Lepidoptera; Nymphalidae
Product: putative deoxyribonuclease TATDN1
Exons: 6
Coding region: 120-1052 (310 amino acids)
Cellular component (GO): cytosol
Molecular function (GO): 3'-5'-DNA exonuclease activity
Source: RefSeq, a predicted model, not a curated record